GCUUUUAUUGUGAAGGGUGAGCCCUGGCUCUGCUGUGUUGGUGCUGCUGGUUGGAGCUGGAGCACAGGCCGCAGUGAUUUGGUAGCCGCUGCAGUAGGAGGAAGGACCGCGGUUCUACCCUCUCUAUAUCUUUCACUUUCGCCUCGAAAUCCUCUCAGAGGUUCCUUGUUGAAGCGACCAGUACACUGAGCACACAACACCGUGUUCUAUGUUAACUGAGCCCUAGUUUUCAAGACGGACAGUGAUAUCCAUCGCCAUUUUAAUCGCACGUUUCCCCUGACAGAAGCGCUAGCACAACAAUGGCUCUGAAAAGAAUUCACAAGGAAUUGAAUGACUUGGCACGGGAUCCUCCAGCCCAGUGUUCUGCAGGACCAGUAGGAGAUGACAUGUUUCACUGGCAAGCCACAAUAAUGGGACCAAAUGACAGUCCUUACCAGGGUGGUGUUUUCUUCUUGACUAUACACUUUCCCACAGACUACCCCUUCAAACCGCCAAAGGUUGCAUUUACCACAAGAAUCUACCACCCAAAUAUAAACAGCAAUGGCAGCAUUUGUCUUGACAUCCUGCGAUCACAGUGGUCCCCGGCUCUUACCAUCUCCAAAGUCCUUCUGUCCAUCUGCUCUCUGCUGUGUGACCCAAACCCAGACGACCCCUUAGUACCUGAGAUCGCUCGCAUCUACAAGACGGACAGGGAAAAAUACAACAAAAUAGCUCGUGAAUGGACACAAAAGUAUGCAAUGUAGUGUUGGAGUAGAAUCAUGGCCAACCACCUCUACGUUGUUACGGUUAGGGAAGCUUCAGAAGUAAAGAGAAAACAAACAAAAAAAAAAACAAAAAAA
Cynoglossus semilaevis (tongue sole) is the source of this 839-nucleotide messenger RNA. RefSeq names its product ubiquitin-conjugating enzyme E2D 2 (UBC4/5 homolog, yeast) (gene ube2d2). The coding region runs from base 300 to 743 and encodes 147 amino acids. The transcript has 7 exons. The record is from RefSeq and is a predicted model, not a curated record. Lineage: Eukaryota; Metazoa; Chordata; Actinopteri; Pleuronectiformes; Cynoglossidae.